This is a messenger RNA of Symbiodinium sp. CCMP2456, 6747 nucleotides long. NCBI's taxonomy places the organism in Eukaryota, Dinophyceae, Suessiales, Symbiodiniaceae. The record is from the annotation of a GenBank genome assembly.
AUGUGUGAUCUCGAGACUGCUCGCGAGAAGGCCAGAGACCUCCAUGGCUCUGCGAGGGAGUGGCUGCGAAAGAUGCCCGAGGAUGUUCGAGCGGAUCGUCAGGUGGUGCUCACCAUCGUCCAGAAGGAUGGCCUGGCAUUGGAAUGGGCAGCACGAGCUCUCCAAUCAGACAAGGAGGUGGUGCUGGCUGCUGUGAAGAAGGGUGCGUUCGCCCUGCAGUUCGCCAGCCCUUCCCUGCUCCGGGACCGCCUUUUCGUGUUGGCAGCUGUGCAAUGCAACGGCUACGCCUUGGCCUGCGCUGGGAAAUUCCAAGGGGAUCGCGAGAUCGUGCAGACUGCUGUUCGCGAGGACGGCAGUGCCUUGGAAUAUGCCUCCGAUGCACUGAAACGAGACCGGGAAAUCGCAUUGACUGCGGCUCGAUGGAGUGAUGCAGCACUGGAGUACGUCGCUGAGUCCCUGUGGCAAGACCGGAACUUUACACGUGCCGUGUUGGAGAGGAAUGACGCUGCUUGGGAGUACGCGUCGGAGAAGUUGCAGGCCGACCGCCGGUUUCUGCUAGAGGUCCUUCAACUCAAUCCAGGCAUCUUCCGCCGCCUUCAACCAGGCCAGGCUGAUGCUGAGCUGAUCCUCAAAGUCAUCAAAGCCACACCUGCAGCCUUUGAGCAUCUUCCGGCAGAGAUGCGGGACGACCAGGAAUUUCUGCUGCGAGCGUUCGCAGCAAACUGCCAGGUUGUGGAGUACGUGCCAUCAUCGGUAUUCGCGGAUAACGCCUUCUUACUUCGCGCAGUGGAGCUUGAGCCAAAGGUGCUUGCAAGCUCCUCGCGCGAAGCUCGCGGAAGCAAGGAUAUCGUCACCAAAGCUGUGCAGCGAAAUCCUGCAGCAUUGCAGCAUGCGUCAGACUCGCUCCGGAUGAGUGAAAAGUUCGUCCUCUCGCUCGUAAAGAAGGAUGCGGUUUGCCUGCAGUACUGCAGCGACGAGCUUCGAUGUCAUGAGGGCUUCAAUUUGGAAGCAAUCUCGAAGAAUCCCGAAGCACGUCAUUACAUCCGUGCAGAGCUCUGGCAAGACGAAGAGUUUGUGCUUGAGGCGCUGUCAAUCGAAGUUUCCGUGUUGGAACAUGUGCCUGAAAGUGUUCUUUGCAAUCGGGCCAUCGCUUUGAAGGCAGUGGAGACCACAGGGCAAGCAUUAAAAUACUUGGAUUUGGGCUUCCGCGAUGACCGACAAGUUGUCUUGACUGCUGUGGAAGAUGACCCGUCCGCCCUUGCAUUUGCUUCCGAGCGGCUCCGGGCAGACACUGGGCUCUUCCGUGCAUCACUCAAAGUCGACGGCCUGGCUCUAGAACACGCGGACAGCUGCCUUCAGGACGAUCCCACUUGGGUACGCGAGGCCACGCAGGCUGGACCCAACCGUGCGGCAGCUCCAGAUUUGUGCCCAUUCCGUUUCGCUUCCAAACGCAUACGCCAGGAUCCGGACUUUGUUUGGGAAGUAAGUGCUGCAGUGGGUGCUGUGGUUCUGGCACACUCGCCUCUUCGCGGUGACGCGCAGUUCGUAUCUCGGUUGACGCAAAGGAUCCCCGAGGCCAUCCAGUACGCUGACGAGAAGUUGCUUGAUGAUCUCCCCUAUUUGCUGUCAAUCAUUCGGCAGUCCCCUGCAGUACUGAGCUUCGUGCCGGAAGAACUGCGAGCCAGCGCGUCUUUCGUACUGGCAUCGGUUCGUGGCAACGGGGCUGCCUUAGACUAUGCUCCCAGGCGCUUCCAAACGGAGCCAGAGUUCUUGCGAGCUGCUGACUCUGCUUUUCCUAGCAGGCAUCCUUUGGAUCACGAUGCCUUAGAGAAGCGAGGUAUCCCCUUGGCACGGCUGGGCGGGGCUGCCGCAUUGUCGGCUUUUCAUGCUGGUAAUCGCAUUGCACAAGAAUGGGACCGACUGGAUCGCCUCAGCCCCCGUGGCUUGAGGGACGAGUGUGAAAUCCUAGGACUGCCUGGAGCUGCUUGCUUGGAGUGGUAUGGGCCCUCCUUCCUGCUGAUUCGUUUCAAGAAGGUGUGCAUUUGGCGAGAAAUGCAGCUGCAGGAACUGAAGGCGGAGAGUGAUGCAAAGGGCCUGAGAAAGGCCCAGCGGCCUGUAGGACGCGCCGACUCGCACACGCACCCUCAGGGGCCCGAUCCCACUGUGAGUCUCCACGUGGGAGCCUGCAUCUCGGUAAUCCAGGAUGUCUACAGCGUCAGCAACCUGAAGCUGAAGUCUGGGCUUCAGGGCACAGUGGUCAGCAUCGACAAAGGUGGUGAUGCCAGGAUUGAUUUCAACAUCGAAACCUUCGCUGGCGGCCUGAAUGCGACCCAGUGGGUUUACAAGAAGGACUUCGACAAGCUGAGCGUGGAUAAGGACGAUGAGCUCCUGAACAGCAUGCUCAACGAACUGACAGUGGACCAGUUUGCUGGUCUUUACGAGCGCUCUGGUGUCCCUGUCCGUGAUCUGGGCUCGUUCGCGGCGGCCAACGCGGUUACGGAGCGAUGGGAUGUGUUGGCCAAAAUGAGCGCCAACGAGCUUGCCCUGGAAUUCACCAGGCUAGUGGGCAUCGAGCCAGACUCCAAUGUCGAACUCGAACCUUGGAUCGAACAGUCGCUCUUGACAUUUGAGGCUUUCCUGGUCUUUUCUGUAGGAAUCAUCGAAAGGACUCUACAACCUGCCAAGGAAGAUUUGAUUGCAGGGGCUCUGAGGUCUCCAAAGGUUGCACCCAUGUUCUGUGCCUUGACCUGGGUUCUUCUUCCCGUGGCGGUCGCUGCAAUCUCUGACCCGGAUUGGGAGGCCUUCAAGCAGAAGUUCCAGAAGAGCUAUUCCAACACGGACGAGGAGUCGGCCCGCUACCAGCUCUUCAAGGCCACGCAGGAACGUGUGGAUCGCCUGAACAAGCUCAAUGGCGAGCCCGCCUUCGGCAUCACCUGGAUGGCUGAUCGUCAUGAGCAAGAGAAGUACAAGAGGGGCUUUCGGUGGCGCGAGAUUGACGAACUGCCUGCCCCUGCCUUGCAGAAGGAGUAUACAACCUUUGACCUGCCCAAAGUUGCAGAGAAAGAGCAAAGAACUCGAGUGAAGAAGGUUGCCUACUGGGACGCCCUCCCGUUCAAUGCCUUGCGGGAGGAGUGUUGGAACAUGGGGAUGCGCUCGGCGUAUUUCAACUCCGCCGACUUUCAUGGUCGGCGUGAGCGUUUGAUUCGUGAGGCUAUUUGGUUUCAGUGGGCCCCCAAGACGGGGGGCCAGACAAAGAUGCCAAGCGAUGCACGGGGAUGGCAGCCGCCACCUAGAGAGCAGGCCAAGGACCAGGGACGACCGAACUGCCCCUUCGAGUACAUGCCGCCGCCACCGCAACCGAUGGUUCCUACGCACAUCCGUCAGCAUCUUCAGACUUUGCUGCUGCCGCCCAACGCAAGCCUGCGGGACGUCAAGGCCGCCUACAAAAAGCUCGCGCUGAAGUAUCAUCCAGACAAGAACAGCAAGGACAUGGAGGAUCUGGUGACGCAGCGGUUUACGGAAAUCCGCUCGGCUUAUGACGAGUUGUUAUCAUACUUCGACGUACAGAAUUGGCAAGCAGCCCUGGAGGUGCUCGGACAUCUCAAGGGCCGCGUCGACUGCGGUGUCGUGGGCGCCGGCCUGGGUGCCCUGCAGCGCGGACGGGCAUGGCGACACUCACUGGCGCUUUGUUUGGAUGCUCAGAGGUGCCGAGUCGCAGAUGCCGCUGCCUUUGGGACUGCGGCCAUGACGCUGGAACAGUGCAGCCGCUGGUCCCACUCUACACAGCUGCUUGCGACGACUUCCCUGCAAUACGUCGUUCGAGCCACCAAUGCCGUUUUGGCGGCGUGCAAAGACGGCGGCUUUUUGCGGGCCAGGUCGUUGUUCGCCUCCUUGGGGGCUCGACGAACUACGCCGGAUGUCGUCACGUACAACUCCAUCAUCAGCUGCUCAACCGGUUCACGGUGGCCCUGGGCCCUGUGGUAUCUUUACAUCUUGACGACCCGAAGUGCAGCUCAGCCAACAGAGGCCACCUUCGCCAGCGCCAUCCAUGCAUGCGCAACAGGUACCGAAUGGCGCCGUGCAUUGGCCUUGCUGGGGCACCUGACGCCACAUUCCCUGCAGCCAACGACCGUGAUCUUCGGCGCGUGCAUCGACGCAUGCGCAAAGGCGCGGCAGUGGCAUCAGGCAGCAAUGCUCCUGCGAAUCAUGCCCUCACAAAGCUUGGUGGCCAACACACUCACGACAAACGCCUUGAUGACCGCCCUGGCCACUGGUAGCCGCUGGCAGGGGGCCCUCGCACUUUUUGAGGAGGCCGACAAGGAUGGUGGAUCAUCGCCGGCCGCCUAUGGGGCCGCCUGUACUGCGAUGGCCGCCGGUGCACUUUGGAGGUCCGCCCUGGACCUCCUGGACUUGAUGUAUCGCCGAAGCUUACCCAGAACGAUGCAGGUUUGGCAUUCGGCACAGACUGCAUGCUCCAACACCGGCCAAUGGACGAAGGUGCUCCAGCUCCUAGAGGAAGCAUCCUCCGAGGUGCCCUUGGACCUCGCGAACUACUUGACCGCCUUGGCUUCAGUAGAGCGAGGUGGCUGUGCCCAUCACAUUUCGCCGCUGCUGCUGCGACUAGCAGGCCGAGGCUAUCGCCUGCUUGUCGGACGAGCAGGAGAGACACCGAGUGAUACGGAGUUUCUCUUGCAGGCCCUGGGUACCUUGCGAGAUCACUGGAAUUCUGACCUUCGCCUCAGGUGUGUCUUGUGUGCGCACUUUGGUCUUACUUCGAGAGCGGACUCAAGCACUCGUCUUCUUGGCAUGCUGUGCCUGUGCAAACACGUCGAGUUCUGGACCAAGAAGCAAAAGCUUUGUUCAGCCUGGCUCUUUUGUGACCGCUCCAGGGCAACCCGAUUGGAGCGGCUUCGCCACGAUCAUCUACGCAGGGUUGAUUUGAAGUGCAUCGGUGCCGCGGCUACUGCGAACAAUUUCGCUGGAAACCUCGGAUUCCAUGACACCUGGAGCAGGAGACAAAAAUGGCGCGUGGUGUUCAUCCACCCGGUUGCUUGGAGCUUUCCACCAUCAGCAAACGCUUUGAAGCAUGCCUCCGAAUGCCGCAUCCUUUCCGGGUUAGAGCACAAUUACUGCUGUAGCCUUGAUCGCAGCUAUUGUAGCCACAUUGCUUAUGGGCGCGAGUGCGGUGGCAACGAAGCUUUGCCCGGUUGUGGAGAUCUUGGCUACGGCCUGAAAUUCGAUCCGACCUCCUCCAGCCUGGCGCUGUGUCGCGACAGCUGCUGUGCCGACGAGGCAUGCGAGCUGUGGCAAUUUAAACAGGACUACGGCUGCUUCCGGGGCUCCUCGAAUCAAUGUCUGAGAACUGCGGACCCAUUCUGCGAUGGCAGCCGCGGUGAGAGAUUGCGCGGCAGAGCCGGGGGCACGCUCGGAGUGGUUUGGUUUGGAUCCCGGUGGCACAACUAUGCGGAGAUUGCGCCAGUGGAUCCAUAUCGCCAUGGAGCACAGAAGGAGGUCCUUCAGACUUUCGAAGGUGAGUUUCUUCAUUUCUCGCGAUCUGGGCCUGGGGUUCAUGAGAUGAAUGUUUCUAAGUCCUGCUGGUCCUACGACCGCCACCCUUCCUGGUGCUGCCCAGGGAUUGCACAACAAGUACGUGCCUGCUGGCCUGCCCACAGCAUUUCGAGCCACUGCUGCUCGCAGGGCCAGUCUGCAGAUGGCAGCAUGCUGUACAAUGCUUUCUUUGUUGCGACGCCGCACAUGACUGCCGAAGAAGUGCAGCAGUACCACGAGAACUUUCCCGGCUUCGCCAUUGAUGAGGCUUCCUUUGAGGACACGCGCCUUCGCUUCCGGCUCGGGGACAAGAGCCCAAGCUUGAUUUGCCCUUCGGGCUCCAUGGAACAAACCAUUGACUCCUCUGGAGUCCUUUGGCAGAUGGCCCUCCUCCUGUCCUACUUUCGUGCGCCGGCCUCUGGCACCUUCCUGAACUUGGGCUCUGGGACAUGCCAGGCACCGGACCCUUUGCACCAACUCCUUAGCUCGGCUGAAGGCGACGGCAUGGUCGGAAUCGCCGUGGACUCCAACAGCAGCCGUUUGGACGUUUGCAGGGCCACCAUGUCGAAUACCCCAGCGCGUGUGCUGCCCGUGCAUUUAACCCUGGAUCCGACCCAAGUAGUGGAGCAGCUGCUGCCUUACCUGAAGCUCAUCUUUGCGGGGGCGCGAAAGCCUUGGCCCUUGGAUUUCCUGGUCGUCGACCUGGAUGGCGUGGACUGCCUGAUCAUUGAGGGGCUGCUGAGAGUUCUGCGGCCGAAGGUGAUCCACUUGGAGAUCGUAACGCACAUCCCGCCCCCUUUUCGCUUCUCUUUGCAGUGGCACAACAGGCUCUCCCCACACUGGAACGAUGUUUAUGACGUCGACUUGUUGAAUCCUUUUCAGGGUUGCUCCCUGAGCUAUGCGCUGCACAAGUUUCGACCCUUCGGCUAUGCUCUGCUCCGUCUGACGCAGCAUGACGCGAUCUUGGUGCACAAGUCUCUCAAAGUCGUUGUGGAGCGUGGGCUCCAGGUGAAACUGCCCCAGGAUGAGUUCCAGUGCUACCGGGACAGCAAGCUGUGGCUUCAGAUGCCCGCCAACUACGUUAGGGAAUGGUUCUUUGCACGGCAUCCAUCAGCAGUGAUUGGAAGCAUUUGGUCCAACAUCUCGACUGUGAACAAAGAGCUUGGCCGUGAGGGUAUGCCUUUCACUCUGGACUUCUAA